Diospyros lotus (date-plum) is the source of this 2328-nucleotide messenger RNA. Its product is annotated as aldehyde oxidase GLOX. NCBI's taxonomy places the organism in Eukaryota, Viridiplantae, Streptophyta, Magnoliopsida, Ericales, Ebenaceae. Bases 59 to 1726 code for a protein of 555 amino acids. The transcript has a single exon. The record is from RefSeq and is a predicted model, not a curated record.
GCCACUGCUUAGCCAUACAUUCAUGUAAAUCGAAUACAAAUCCAAAACCCACAUUGAUAUGACCCCAAUAUCCCUUCUUUUCGCCCUCCUAUGGCAGCUCCUGGUGGUGCUUCUCACCGCCGUCCACGGUGGCCUGAACCUGAUCCAGGGGGCGAGCGGCGGCGGCGGCGGCAGCUGGCAGCUCCUACAGCGGAGUAUUGGCAUCACGGCCAUGCACAUGCAGCUGCUCAACAACGACCGCGUCGUCAUCUUCGACCGUACCGACUUCGGGGAGUCCAACAUCUCUCUCCCCAACGGCCGUUGCCGCGACGACCCGAACGAGGCCGUAGUGCCGCACGACUGCACGGCCCACUCUGUGGAGUACGACGUCGUCACCAACAGAGUACGGCCGCUCUUUGUCCAGACCGACGUCUGGUGCUCGUCGGGAUCCCUGUUUCCCGACGGCCGGCUGAUCCAGACCGGCGGGUUCAACAACGGCGAUCGCGUGGUCAGGAUUUUCAAGCCGUGCGGCGACUGCGACUGGGAGGAGAUUCCGUACGGUCUGACGCAGCGGAGGUGGUACGCCACCAACCACAUUCUGCCCGGCGGCCAGCAGAUUAUUAUCGGCGGCCGGCGUCAGUUUAACUACGAGUUUUACCCGAAAACGGCGUCGACUUCGAAGUAUUACAAUCUGCGGCUUCUGGUUCAGACAAAUGUACGUGACAGCGAGGACAAUCUUUACCCGUUUGUGUUCCUCAAUGUGGACGGAAACUUGUUCAUUUUCGCGAAUUAUAAGUCGAUUCUGUUCGACUACGUGAAAGGGGUGGUGGUGAAGACUUUCCCGGACAUGCCAGACGGCCAACCGCGGUGUUAUCCGAGCACCGGCUCCGCCGUGCUGCUCCCGCUGAAGAUUUUCGGGAGAGCGGCGCCGCAACCGGAAGUGCUGGUUUGCGGCGGCGCACCCAAAGGGUCGUUCUUGAGCGCCAAAAAAUAUGGCAAAUUCGUCGGAGCCUUGAAAACAUGCGGGAGGAUCCGGAUAACCGACCCGGAACCCAAGUGGGUGAUGGAGACUAUGCCCCUAGCCCGGGUCAUGGGCGACAUGCUAUUGCUACCAAACACCGAUGUUCUGAUCAUAAAUGGGGGGUCCGCGGGGACAGCCGGGUGGGAAUAUGGUAGGGACCCGGUCUUCAACCCAGUGAUUUACAUGCCCGAUAAUCCUAUCGGAUCACGGUUCGAUGUCCUAAAUCCGAGCACCAUACCCCGCAUGUACCAUUCGACUGCAAUUUUGUUGCGUGAUGGUCGUGUUCUCGUUGGUGGUAGCAACCCUCACACUUUUUACAAUUUUACGGGUGUCCUUUUCCCCACCGAAUUAAGAUUGGAGGCCUUUUCCCCACCCUAUUUGGAUCCGAAAUCCGACACUUUGCGCCCGAAGAUCAUCACACCCGCAUCUCAAGCCGAAUUCAAGUACGGCCAAUCGGUCACGGUUCAGUUCACCGUCACGGCCACGCUAGAUGCAAAUUCAGUCACCGUGACAAUGAUUGCACCCUCAUUUAACACCCAUUCAUUCUCCAUGAAUCAAAGAUUGUUAGUGCUUGGAGAGGGCAACGUGGUAGCCAAAGCAAAAUCCACGUAUGAAACCCGGGUAACGAUGCCGGGUUCGGGCAAUCUUGCCCCGGCCGGGUACUAUCUCUUAUUUGUAGUCCAUCAAAAAAUACCUAGUCCAGGCAUUUGGAUCCAUAUCCAAUAAAAUCUGUACCUAUAUAUCCAUAUAGAAUUUAUCAUACAUGCAUUUCAUCUCCCUGUUUCAAAUAACAAUCUAGAUGGGUUCGGGUUCGUAACGCGAAAGUGAUAUUUUUUAUAAUUAUUGAGAAUAUUUGUGGAGGCAUCAGAUGAGGGGGGAGGAAGGGGAGUGAAGACUGAGGAGUUAACAGUGGCUGGCUGCUAGUGAGUGAGUCACGGGUGAGAAAACCGGUUAAUGACAUACAUUUCAAGUUCACGGGUCUGUCUGGUUUUCUGGGCCUUAAAACCUUUUGUGUCACUAUUUAACUUAAUCCUCAGCAUGUUGUUCUUAUAAUUUGGGCUUUGACCAUUUUGGUGAAGUUCCUGAUCCCAAUUGGUGGUCGCAAGUGGGAUCAUCACAUGGUAGGACCCUUUGGGAGAGUUCAUGUCUCGUGUUUCCCUUCCCCUGAUUCAUGUUUUUGUGUUUAUAAGGAUAGCAGAGAGUCGAGAGACAUUGUAUUUUGCUCAUUCGAUCCAUUCCUCAAGUUUGCCAACAUUUUAUUCUUUUUUAUUUACUUGAAAUGUUCGAAUUUCGUCUCAGUAAUCAUCGGGAGUGAAUAAACUUCCUCU